Liolophura sinensis is the source of this 1141-nucleotide messenger RNA. RefSeq names its product low-density lipoprotein receptor-like. Gene Ontology annotation, cellular component: plasma membrane. The transcript is spliced from 8 exons. The record is from RefSeq and is a predicted model, not a curated record. Gene Ontology annotation, molecular function: protein binding. NCBI's taxonomy places the organism in Eukaryota, Metazoa, Mollusca, Polyplacophora, Chitonida, Chitonidae. Bases 26 to 1141 code for a protein of 371 amino acids.
AAUUAGAACCACAUUUAUUGAACCCAUGACAAGUUUUUGUCUCCGUAGAGUUUACACCUGUACGGAUGAUUUUUGGAUCCCGUGGAAGAGACUGGGAAUCUGGCCACGUGGAGGUGCUUUACAACGGACAGAUGGCACGAUUGUGUGGCCACUGAACAGCACAACGGCGAGGGUUAUCUGUAACAGCUUUGGAUAUAGCUUUGGGUUUGUGGGUCCAGCUGAAGUCAUACCAGGCGGAAGAUCGGUGUGGUUAAAGGAUAUAGCAUGUACUGGAGAUGAGCUGGAUAUAGUAGACUGUCCACAUACAUACGUAGAGGCUGACAGUUGUGACGUCAUAGAAGAUUCAGUGGUCCAUUGUUCCAACUCCCGUCUUCCAGUUGAAGAAUGCAAAUGUGAAAAUGGGGGCCAUUGUAUUGGGAACCAGAUGACUGGAGAUUAUCAGCAAUGUAAAUGCCCUUAUGGUUACACUGGAAAUCUGUGUCAACACAGCUAUCUGACAACAAAGCGGCCGUGGACGACCAGAAUUCCAGGUUUUCAUUGUGAUCUGGAGGUGUUUACGUGCCACAGCGGCGCAUGCGUACCACAUCACUGGGUGUGUAACGGCCGAUACGAUUGCCCGGAUGGAAGUGACGAAUCGCCUUACCUCUGCACUCCAGACGACAUGAACUCUAUACCGCCGCUGAAUAACUCUGCCACAACAACAGAUUGGUGGAAGCCGACUACAACCGAGGAAUGGAACUUGUCGACAACUACAACCCCAGUGUCAACUAUGCCAGUCACAACCGAUUUUCAGUGUCCCAGCUCUCAAUUUCUCUGUGGUGACGGGAUAACAUGCCGGAGCCUUUUCCUAAAAUGCAACGGCCAACCUGAUUGCUUGGACGGUUCUGACGAAAGAGGAUGUGUUGACAAUGAUGGAGAAUACGUUCGAGUGUUUCAUCACAGCCAGUGGAGGCCACUCUGUGGCAACGGAUCGGACGUCGACAAUGACGUGGGACGGGCAGUUUGUAUUUACCUGGGAUAUGAGAAGCUCAGUUCGGUUUCCACGGAUUAUUCCAACAUAGUGGACAACGGAACAGCCAUCUAUCCCCGCGAGCGAGGAAGUCACUUUCUGGGAAAUUAUCGGUCUACGAUAACCAAGUAA